Molecule: messenger RNA, 308 nt
Organism: Staurois parvus
Lineage: Eukaryota; Metazoa; Chordata; Amphibia; Anura; Ranidae
Source: the annotation of a GenBank genome assembly
AUGAUUUUGCAUUUCCGGGAGAGACCUAUGUAUAAACAACACAGUUCUCUCCCAUCCGCUCAUUCACACUGCUUUGUAUGGCUCUGCAUAGCAGAUACAUACAAAGCAGUGUGCUUACAGUGAAACACAACACAGCCUCAUAGUAAAACAGCACACAGUUAACGCUUUGAUUGUCCCACAUGUUAACCCCUUCCUGUCCAGUGUCAUCAGUGCUUUUUAUUAGCACUGAUCACUGUAUUGGUGUCACAGGGGAUGUCAGUGACACCAAGUCUGUUCCCCCCCCCCAGUGUCAGAAUGCCUGCCACAGU